Messenger RNA from Theileria parva strain Muguga, 956 nucleotides. RefSeq lists its product as uncharacterized. Gene Ontology annotation, biological process: regulation of DNA-templated transcription. Bases 180 to 905 code for a protein of 241 amino acids. Lineage: Eukaryota; Apicomplexa; Aconoidasida; Piroplasmida; Theileriidae. The record is from RefSeq and is a predicted model, not a curated record. The transcript is spliced from 5 exons.
UAUUUAUUUAUAUUUUAUAUUUUACAUAAUUUUUGUAUGAUCAGAUAGAUUCAUGGAACAACUUUCUAUUUCUAAUCCAUCGUUUAUGUUUAAAAUUUAGUAAUCUCUGGGUACAAAUGACGAAUUUUUUUUAUUUGAAUUUAAUACUUUAAUAAGUAUAUAAAUAUAUUGAUUUAAAUAUGGAAUUCUCAACUUUGGAUCUUAGCUGGUUGCCACCAGACGCUGACGAGCAACUUGCCCUUGGAUUUAGAGUGGUUUCCAAUGCAUAUAAAACGAGAGUUUCAGGACUAGAGUCUGAAAUUAGGUCUUUAAAAUCUGCGCUUUCCGAGAAGUCAGAUCAUUUGAACGCUUUGCAAAAUAAAUAUAACGGUUUGGAGGAACAGUUGGUACAAGUGAAUCAGAGGGGAAACCAACUUUUUGAGGAAAACAAAAACCUUUUAAACACUGUAAAGAAGUUGCAAAAGGACCUAGAUCGCUUAGAGAAUCUAAAGAAAGUUGUUUUGUCUUCCUUUCAAGAUGAAAUGAAGGAUUUUGAUGGAGGAACUAAUCGUUAUUACAGUGAUGAUAUGCCAAGUGCCUUGCCACCAAACCCCGUUGCAGACUUAAAUACCAAUGAUGGAGCUGAUGGGUUUUUAAAAGGUCUUAAUUUCACAGGUGCUUCGAGACCUUCACAAGGAAAUCCUCCUUCUGUAAGUUAUAGAAACACAGUUGAUGGUAGACAAUUUUUUAAAAAUGCUAAAACUUUAUUAAGUCCUGAGGAUUUUUCUAACUUCCUCUCAACUAUAAAGAAAUUUAAUGCUCAAAUUAUGACUAGAGAGGAGACCCUUUCUCAUGCUAGGCAAGUCUUUGGAGAUCAUUCUAAAGCCUUCGAAGAGUUCAAACAAUUGCUAAAUCCACGGACCUAGUCUUUAAUAAGCGUUAUUUAAAUAAACUGUAAUUAAUAUUUUAUAUUAUUA